Lindgomyces ingoldianus is the source of this 1324-nucleotide messenger RNA. Its product is annotated as NAD(P)-binding protein. NCBI's taxonomy places the organism in Eukaryota, Fungi, Ascomycota, Dothideomycetes, Pleosporales, Lindgomycetaceae. Gene Ontology annotation, cellular component: cytoplasm. Bases 1 to 1002 code for a protein of 333 amino acids. The record is from RefSeq and is a predicted model, not a curated record. Gene Ontology annotation, biological process: cellular response to oxidative stress. Gene Ontology annotation, molecular function: quinone reductase (NADPH) activity; zinc ion binding. The transcript has 4 exons.
AUGGUGUCUCUUCCAAAAACCAUGAAGGCCGUGUGGAUUGAAGAAACAGGCGGAACAGACGUUCUACAGUAUAAGACUGACAUUCCCGUUCCGGAGCCUAAGGAGGGAGAGGUGCUUGUUAAAAACGAGUUCAUUGGGAUCAACUAUAUUGACACCUACUUCCGCUCAGGCAUCUACCCAGUACCCAAGUUCCCGUACAUCCUAGGCCGCGAAGGGAGCGGGACGAUUGCUGCAGUCGGGCCCAACGUCCCCUCGGAUCUCACGCCCAACAAACGUGUCGUUUACAUGGGCCAACACGCCUACGCUGAGUAUACGCCGGUCACGGCCAACUAUACUAUUCCGAUUCCCGACGAGAUUAGCACCAAGGAUGCCGCUGCUGCGAUUCUUCAAGCUCUGACUGCAAUUACCCUGAUUCGGGAAGCGCAUCCUGUGAAAAAAGGGGAAUGGGUGCUUGUUACAGCGGCUGCGGGUGGCGUUGGACUGUUGUUAUGUCAGUUGCUAAAAGCCGUCGGGGCGCGGACGAUUGCAACUGCGAGUACUCCAGAGAAGCGGGAGUUAGCCAAGCAGAAUGGAGCCGAAGUACUACUCGCCUACCAUGAAGAAGAUAGAGAUAAGUUCGUCGAGGAAGUGUUGCAGGCGACGGGAGGAGAGGGCGUGGCUGCUGUCUUCGAUUCAGUGGGCAAGGUUACGUUUGAUGCGUGUUUGAAGUGCGUGAAGAGGAAGGGAAGUAUGGUGAGCUUUGGGAACGCGAGUGGAGCUGUAGAACCAUUCUCUAUUGCCCGACUCUCCCAGAAGAACGCAAAGUUGCUCCGUCCAGCGCUCAUCGCUUACAUCACCACGAGGGAUGAGCUACAAAUGUAUGCCACCGAGCUAUGGGACUUUAUUGACAAGAAGAAGUUGAACGUGCGGAUCCAUGAGGUGUAUCCCUUGAAGGACGUUGUAAGGGCUACUCAGGAUAUCGAAGGCAGGAAGACGACGGGCAAGCUGCUACUCCAGCCGUAGGUAGGAAAUACUUAAGAAGGAAUAUCUAUUCCAUUGUCCGUCGAAACCGAACUUUAGUCUUGAUCCGGGAGUCUCCCACAUCUUUCUCAUCCUUACUUGAAAUAUGAUAGACGUGUUCCCAUGUGGUCGGUAUGGUCCGGCGGGCCGCUUCACAGUAUGCUCUUGUAUAUUGUGUGGAGUUGUUAUUGAGACCUAGGAGGUCCUUGCCCUCGCAGUGGCACUUCUCUGAUGAUAAUUCCUCGUGAAUCUUUCACUUACAGUCGGUUUUAACGAGGCGUUUACCGUAAUACCAUUAAGCUAAGGUAAAUAAAAUGGACUCAGU